Messenger RNA from Chaetomium globosum CBS 148.51, 2664 nucleotides. RefSeq lists its product as uncharacterized. The transcript is spliced from 4 exons. Gene Ontology annotation, biological process: fungal-type cell wall biogenesis; transmembrane transport. NCBI's taxonomy places the organism in Eukaryota, Fungi, Ascomycota, Sordariomycetes, Sordariales, Chaetomiaceae. The record is from RefSeq and is a predicted model, not a curated record. Bases 1 to 2664 code for a protein of 887 amino acids.
AUGGCGCCACGAAACCGCCUCUAUCCUAUCCUCUCUCUCCUUCUCCUCUUGCUCCUAGCCACUUCGGGCCAUGCUCGCAAAGUCAAAAAAUCAACACCUCCGCUCUACACCGGCGACUUCGGUGAUUGUCUAGCCGGCCAGAGCCUGCUCGCUCUCACGAGGUUUGAUCUUGCCUACGAUGCUGGUAAUGAGACGGUUGCCUUCCACCUUGAAGGCACUAGCAAUGUCAAGAAUAAGUUUGUCAUGUUGCACCUAUCCAUUGACGGAUGUAAGCCGGGUAUCACUUUGACCCCAACUAAGAAAGCCGACUCUGACAUGCCUAGCCUCUGCCCCAUGAACUCUGCCACCCCCAUAGCAGCUAGCACAGUCCUUCCCAUGGGGGUUCAGUCAACCAUCGACCUAUCCACCUUUCCCUUCAACCUUCCCGACUACGACGGCUCAGCCAAGCUACAAAUCUACACCACCACUCCAAACCACAAGGAAAUCGGCUGCUUCCAAGCAUCCCUCACAAACAACCACACCUUCUCCCACCCCUGGAUGAUCGGCCCCAUCCUCGGCGUCUUCACCCUCGCAGCCAUGCUCGCCUCCUUUCUGACGGCGGCGUACGGCAUCAGCGUGACGCACAUGCGCAUGCACCACGCCCACUCGCUCUCGGUGCUGGUCGUGUUCGAGACGCUGCAGGCCGUCUUCUUCUCGGGGGCGCUCGCGGUCGACUGGCCGCCGAUGUUGGCGGCGUGGUGGUCGAACUUUGCUUGGUCCGCGGGCUUGAUCGGCGUGCCCGGGAUGGUGCGAUCGGUCAAUGGAUUUGCGGGAGUGGUUGGCGAUGCGGCGGGGGUUGGCAACGGAUUACCGCUGAGGAUGUAUGGGAGGUCCUUGGAUGAGGAGUCGUCGGAUGGUGUUAGUCAGGGGCCGGCCUUCAACUCUAGCUUCUUCCGUGACUACGCGUGGUCUGGCAGGCCCGCAGCGCCGGGUCUACCUCUACCGGGCACUUGGGAGGGUUUCCCUGCGGCACUGUCAGUGGUUAACCUCCCUGUUGCUGACGCAUUUCUGGUCGGGUUGAUCUGGGUUUUGAUAGCCAUGGGGCUGGUAACCUUGGCCGUUGCGAGCCUCAAGUUCUUGCUUGGGGUGUUGGUGUUUACAAAGAAGAUCAAGGAGGACCGGUUGCUCUACUUUCGGAACCACUGGACGGGUUACCUGGGCCACGCACUGCAGCGGACGCUAGUCAUCGCUUUCUUUGCGAUAAUGACGCUCUCGGUGUUACAGUUCACCAUUCGGCCAACUGUUGUCGGGCCUGUCGCCGUCGCCGCGGUAGUCUUUACACUCGUCUUGGUCGGAAUCACCGCCCAGGUUGCGGUCGGCUGCAGGACCCGCACCCGGGGAGGUAGGUUCGGGAUCAGCUCCGAUCGGGUCGUUUGCUAUCACGAGAAGAUGCUUGGAAGGAUCCCCGGCCUGGCGCUCAUUUUGGAGAGCACAGCCAAAAGGCAUGGCAUGGAGGUACGGCCCGUGUUCAGCAUCCCGUUGUUUCGAGUAUGCCAUACGGAAAACGAGCCUGACCAGCUCACCGUUCACCACGACAAAUCCUUCAUCUCCAAGUUUGGUUGGCUCACUGCAAGGUACCGCGGUACACGAUGGUGGUUCCUGGCAUACCACGUCGGGUACCUGUUCUGCCGCGCGGCGCUAUUAGGGGCCGGUUGGCAGAGCCCACACGUACAGGUCUACGGCGUCCUGGUCCUUGACAUUCUAAACUUUGUCCUUGCCGCCAGCCUGGUCCCCUUUGAGGGAGCUCGCAACACGGCCAUGGAAGUCUGGAUACUCAGCAUCUGCAAGAUCAUCACGACGGGCAUCUCCACUGCCUUCCUUCCCGAGUCCAACACCAGCCGCUCACAAGCAGCCGCCCUCGGCAUCGCCAUCAUCGUGAUUCAGGCCCUGACUGUGGCCGCCUUGUUGAUAUUGAUCAUCCUCAGCGUAAUCUCCUCUUUCCUGUCUCUGAUGAGAAACCGCGAGAUAAUAGACCCCGACUGGCUGGAGCCCAUACGAGUCCGGUACUUUACCGAGAUGGAAACCAAGGCACGAGAGACGCUCUUCGACCAUGACAUGGAAAUUCACACACCAGCACCGACACCAACGCGGGGCUUUUCGGUCAUAUCGAUCCAGCGCCGCCCCAAAAUCGAGGACGAGGACGAAGACAUAACCGCUGCUGCGCUCGAGCUAGGCCAGACACCCGACGACAGCUCCGCUGACAACCAACUCCGCGUCCGCCGCCACAGCCACGGAAGUCACGGCGGCCACAGCCGGACCAGCAGCGUGCGGACACGGCUGAGCACGGGGAGCCUACCACGGGCAGCCCGGCCGUACCGCGCGUCGUGGUCGUCGCGGGAAUUCAGAGAACAUUGUAUCCCGACAGGGCGUCCGGACAGCGUUCUCACGGACCGGCUCAGCGGCAUCACAUGCGUGGUGGUGACGGACUGCGACGCGUCCGACAAGAUGUCGUGGGGGGAGAUGGGCAAGCCGCGGAGUAGUAGGGGGAGCUUGAUUGCGCCCUCGUCGGUGAGCAGGUCGUCCAGUAUCGGUUCCUGGAGGCAUUCGAGGGAGAGUGUUUCCUCGCAUACGGAGGGGAGGAGGCCGCCGACGGCAUUGCCCGAGGCACCGGAACCGCCCGAGUGA